Messenger RNA from Vespula pensylvanica (western yellowjacket), 952 nucleotides. It is a transcript of the gene mav, whose product is annotated as bone morphogenetic protein 3-like. NCBI's taxonomy places the organism in Eukaryota, Metazoa, Arthropoda, Insecta, Hymenoptera, Vespidae. The coding region runs from base 256 to 720 and encodes 154 amino acids. The transcript has a single exon. The record is from RefSeq and is a predicted model, not a curated record. Gene Ontology annotation, biological process: SMAD protein signal transduction; BMP signaling pathway. Gene Ontology annotation, cellular component: extracellular region. Gene Ontology annotation, molecular function: growth factor activity; cytokine activity.
UCGUCGUCGUCAGGCUCAACAAGAAAAACAACAACGAGGAGGAAAAAAAGUCCACAAGUACGAAGAAAAAUUCGAUUGGACGAUCCGAGAGAUUCGAAAUGGUUAGAAUUUGAUGUUACGGAUUUAACGAUAAGUUCAUUCCUCGAUGAACCUAAGAUCCUCGAAUUCGAGAUAGAGUUUUUACAAAAUGGCAAACGGAAUCGUCGUAACAUUGAUCUACCUGUUUUAAAUCUUUUCACAACGUCGUAUGAGACUAUGAUUAAUAAUAAUAAUAAUAAUAAUAAUAAUAAUAAUAAUAAUAAUAAUAAUAACAAUAAUAAUAAAGUUAAUAGAAGAAGGAAACGCGGUGCACCGGAGCAAUUGUUAUCGCUUCACAAGGGCCGAAGGACCGAGUGUCGGGGUGACAACAAAAAAUGUUGUAGACACGAAAUGACUGUUAUAUUCAAGGAUUUAAAGGGUUUCGAAUUUAUCGUACAGCCGAAAACAUUCGACGCGGGUUAUUGUAAGGGCCGUUGUCCACCAAGAUACAAUCCUGCCCAUCACCAUGCCCUAUUACAAAGCCUGAUAUGGAAGGAAGACAGAAGGAAAGCACCGAGACCUUGUUGUGCACCAAGCAAACUCGCCGAACUCGAGAUUCUUUAUUUCGACGAGAACGACUCUACCAGUUUGAAGGUCUCCAAUUGGAAGAACAUGCGUGUAUUGGAGUGUGCUUGCUCGUAAAAAGGGAGAAAGGGACCUUCGAAAGAGAGAAAGAGAGACAGAGACAGAGACAGAGACAGAGACAGAGACAGAGAGAGAGAGAGAUGGUCUUGAACCAAUCGAGGAGUCGUUUAGGACUCACCAAAGAAUCGUCCGAAUAACGUGGUUUGUCUGUCAGGUGGUUUCUUUUUUUUUAACCCUUUCCUCAACCCCCCACCAACCCUCUUUCGUUUUACUUUAUCUUUUUUUUUUU